Molecule: messenger RNA, 2367 nt
Organism: Theileria equi strain WA
Lineage: Eukaryota; Apicomplexa; Aconoidasida; Piroplasmida; Theileriidae
Exons: 1
Coding region: 1-2367 (788 amino acids)
Source: RefSeq, a predicted model, not a curated record
AUGGGUGGCUUUCCCUCUUCACCACAAGAUCCCGGGGUAAUCAUUCAGCUCAAGCACAAACCAAACAAAGAUAGAGAAGAAAUUCAACACUCAGACUGGGGUAAGAAGUUUACCGUCAAAAGAACUAUUGAACCUACUGGAUCUGACUUCCUAAGGUAUACUUAUACUCUGGCUUCUCAUGGAGAAAAGUUCGAAGUAAAGGAGAUCCAAGAUGAUCAUGAUACUCCUAUUCCUGACUCCAGUGGAAACAAUGUGACCUCAGUUGAAGCUUAUUACUGGAGGUAUGAAAACCCCUCUGGAGAAACACCUACUAAGGUUCUUUUGAUAGGAGUGAUAAAGAACACGAGUGAGUACUCUUAUUAUGGCAGGGACAAUGAUAAUGGUAAUCGCUGGAAUCUUACUUCUAAACUCACAGGUGAAUCCUUGGAGAUCAAACUUGACGACUUUAACUGCUACAAUAAUAAUGCUGUAACUAUAAACCUUACCAAGAGUGUACCUAAGAAUCAUGUCAAAGAUAAUAAAUAUUGUUGUGGUGCUAAUCAUGGUCGUAAAAGAGUCUCCGUUACUAGCAAUAAAGUUUCUUGUAAAACACAUGGUUGUUCUACUUCAUACUUCAAACAUGAAUUUACUUCUGAUCGUACUUCAAAACUUGCAGCUAUUAAGUACCAUACUUAUCCCAGUAGAAGGAAGAGAGUGAAUAUUCCUGACCUUAACUUACCUACCAACCAGUCAGUAAAAGUUACAAUUUAUGCCUUUUAUUGUUCUAAGAAUAAUCCAGCUCUCAUUUAUGUAGAGUCAACUGGGACAAAACCUAAUGUUACCGGUUGGUACAAAAAGAACGGUAGUAAAAGUGAGAAUGAAGACUGGAUAAGAGUAGAUCUCAACACAACACCAGGAGAUUUAGAGAAUAAGGAGCUUGACUGUAGUAAUAACAAAAAUUUUAAAGAACUUGCAAAAACUCUAAGAGGACUUGGAUGUAAAGGCUUGGAGGAUUGUACUCGUGAUCCAGAACAUCCCGGACAGAAUGGAGUUCAACGUGAAGAGGUUCCAGCAGCUGACUUAUCUGACCAGGUUCCUGAUACAGAGUCUGAGACUAAGAUUCUCCUACAAGGAACUCCUGUGGCUCAAAUGGCUGAAGAUGGAGUAAUCAUUAACCUUGGUGUAAAGCCAGAGAAAAAUGGAGAUCCUCAUACAACUGGUAAACAGAUCAAGGUUACAAGAUCCGAAAGGUACUCUGGCUUCCACAAAUACACUCAUCAGAAGCCUUAUGGAGGGAACUUUACACUAAAGGAGAUUAAAGACGAUGAUCAGAGUGUUAUUACUACGGAGUUUAGUGGGAAAAAGGUAACCUCCGUUGCUGCCUAUUACUGGAUUGGCAAUACUGAUAGUGCUCUCCUUCUAGAAAUUACAAGUGAUAGUACAACUACUUACUAUAGCAAAAAUGCUAAUGGUGGUGAGACUCAAUGGUAUCUAUUUUAUGGAGAUUCUCGACCUCCACUCAAAGAUGAACCCCUAGAAAAGGUGUUGGACAACCUCAACUGUUCACUCAACAAUGCAGUUACAAUAGAUUUAUCUUAUGAAAAAUCCACAGGAGAAAGCUACUGUUGUGGUAAAGACCAUAAAGAGAGGGAUAAGCAAAAAGUUACUGUUACUCCUGUACCGGUUUCCUGUAAUCAUCCGGGUCACAUCUCAAUUCCCAUUAUAUCCUAUAAACACUCCAUUGAUCCUUCUAAAGUUGGACUUGCUAAGAUUAAGUACUAUAUUAGUAAUUCAAAUGGUGAAGAGAUAAAAUCUCAUUCGUUAACCUUUCCCACCCAGGAACCAGUUAGUGUCUACGUUUUCUAUUGCAAAGAUAAUAGUCCAGUUCUUAUAUAUUUAGAGUCUACCGGAGAAGACGAUGCUAAAGGAUGGUAUAAAAGGAAUGGUAGUAAUGGCAAUGAAGAGUGGACACAGGUCACUAGUCUCAAAAAGAAUAUAACACCAAGGAAUCUUAAUGCCACUACAGACCAUAAGCAAUUUAACAACCUUGUGAGGGCACUAAAAGAGGCUAAAUGUAACCACUAUCCGUUUUGUACUGCAUUUCUUCCUGGACCUAUAGUUGGUGCUACUAAAUACUUAUCUGGACAACAAGGUGAACACGCUCCUCUCGGAUUUAUAGGUGGUUCUAGAUUAGGUCAUGGACUAGAAGGUGAACAAUCUCUUAUUAUUACUACUACUGAAGAAUCCGCUUCUACUGACAACUCUUCUAAAUGGAUUAAGAUUGGAUCUGGAGCCGGUGGUACUCUUACUACUGUCGGUGGAGCGGCUGGUGCAGGAUGGCACGUCUAUACUAACUAUUUCCUUGACGCUUUGGUACGCUUGGUCUAA